This is a messenger RNA of Alternaria ventricosa, 1407 nucleotides long. RefSeq lists its product as uncharacterized. The record is from RefSeq and is a predicted model, not a curated record. The transcript has a single exon. Lineage: Eukaryota; Fungi; Ascomycota; Dothideomycetes; Pleosporales; Pleosporaceae. Gene Ontology annotation, molecular function: protein binding. The coding region runs from base 1 to 1407 and encodes 468 amino acids.
AUGGCCCAACUUGAGAACCUACCGGACGAGCUCUUGCUUGAUAUCGCGCUGCGCCUUCAGCCACCCGAUCUUAAAGACCUAGCUCUAGCUGCACGCCACUUUGGCGACAUCGCGCAAGAAGCUCUACACACUUCCAUCAGUCUGAGGAAGUAUUACCAGUCUCUUCUGGAACUCCUCAGAACCCUAGUAAAAAGGCCAGAUCUCGCUAAGAAGGUCCGCUCUUUGGAAAUAACGGGACAUUGUGGUGUUCAGCCAAUUUACAGAUUAGCUAUAAUCUAUGAGGACUGCUGGGACCAGGUCGUCACGCACGCAAUAAAGUCGACACGAUCUUGGCCCAUCGACCAGAUGAAGUGGGUUAGCAGCGUCAAAUAUGGCAAUCUUCAUGCUUGCAUUGGCCUCCUGCUGGUGUUAACAGAUCAGCUGCAGACUCUCAUGUUCUGCUCUGGAGAGAACGAGGAUUUCAUGACGCCGCCGAGCCUGAGUCUGACGUUUCCUGGCAUAGCCGAAAGGCAUGCUGUUACUGCUCAUGAUAUUCCGCUUCUUCCACAGCUCCGAAGGCUAUCUGGCGCUUGGGGUGAGAUGAACAGGUCUUGGUCUGCUUUUCCCAAACUGCUACACCUGGAACUCGAUUGUACAGAGCCCAUAGCAUGGGACAAAGAACCAGUUAUCCUAUUCCAUGGUAUCACUGCCUUGACACUACAUCGCCCAACACUUUACGAAUCCCAACCAGCGAAUGCACAAGACCUCUCGCCUUUCUUCCAGCGGUUCCCCGCCCUGAGGUCUUUGCACUUGUGUUUUACCAAUUGGAUAGAACAUCAUAACAACAUGAGUGGUGGUAUUGGGUUUGCUUACGGCUAUUAUGAGUAUGACAACCUAUAUUACGCCACCUACAAUCGGGAACGCAUAUGCUAUCCUGGGCAAGGAUUUACGAGUUCCAUCAUCAUCGAUCCGCUGAUCCCUGCCUCACAUCUUCUGGAAGAGCUGGAUCUAAAGUGCUCUGACACCGGAGAUUCUAAACAGAUCGACUACCUCCGACCAUCGCGAUCGUUGCAACGUUUCACUUUAAUAAAGCGCCUAUCCAUUCCGCAAAGUGUUCUCAUCAACUCAACCCCCUACGAAUGUUCCCCUCUCCAUCCGUUCGAGGCGCUGCCGCCGAAUGUAGAGUACCUUAAUGUGGCUGAUCCGACUACCGCUGUGAUAGAGUGGAUCUCGGGAGUUCUGGAUGACCGCAGCAAGCUGCGCAGCUUGAAAAGAAUAUCUCUCGACUUCGAUAACGACCCGAAGCAGCGAGUAAAGGACUAUGAAGAGGCUGGAGUGGAGAUUUCUGGUCGGCUGCUGGAGGCAGGCAUAUCCGUGCACUUCGAGAACGUACGUUCAGUCUGUCUUCAAGCUUGCUUCAAAGAGUGA